CACACCAUCCAAGAAACAAUUGCCGGGUUGUCUUUGUAACAAGUGGCUCAUACUGUUUGCACGGUUAUUUGUAUUAUUAAACAGAAUAAUUGGUGAAAAUGAACACUCCCACCUCCAGUAAAAUUACCCAUGUUGGGUCACCAUCCCCCUCUCCGCCAAGUAAUAAGAGGAUGAAAUGGCAAAGUGAAAGUGGGGUAAACAGUGGGUGUACGAUUCUUAUGACCGGUCUAGCGAAGUCAGGGAAGAGUACCAUUUCCAAUUCCCUUACUCAAAUGCUCAAUUCCAACGGGAUUUUAGUCAAACAAAUAGACGGGAAGAACUUGAGGGCCGGUCUCUGCAAAAAUCUGGAUUUUGACAGCACGAAGGAUCGGUCGGAAUUUGUUCACUUGGCUUCAGAACUUGCCAAAGCAUUCACGGAAGAGGGAUUUGUGUCCAUCAUUUCCAUUGUGGCUCCAUUACAUGAGAACAGACAGAAAGCCAGGGAUUCUCAUGAGCAAGACGGACUGAAGUUUGUAGAUGUCUUCGUGGAUAGGUCAAGAGCAGAAUGUGAUACACAAUCUGGCCUGAGUCGUAAUGUUAUAAAUCCCAUUGAUGCGGACUACCAAUCUCCCACAAAUCCAGAUGUCCACCUUAAACGGAGUGGCAAUAACGUUGACAAGUUGACGAGAGAACUGGUUGAAAAAUUAGUUGGCUAUAAAAUUAUUCAACCCCUAUUCGCUCAACCUCAGUCGCCGUUUUCUCCCUCCGUUCCUUCACCCAAUUCAACAGUUCCUUCUCCCUUUACAACAACGCCUUCUCCCUCCUCAACGAUAUAUUCGUCUGAUUCGGAUUUGGGUGCUGGAGAGUUGGACGAAGAAGGGGAUAGCGUCCCAAAAUUCAAACUACCAAGGAAGAGUGAUAUCCGAACAAUAUUCGACUAUGUGAAAAGUGUUAUUGUUCAAAGAGGUUUUGUUGGAAAGGAUCAAGAGAUCGACCAACAUCCCAUGUUUUUUGCACUAAUGGAGGAAUGGAGGACUCACUAUAAUAUUCAUAAAGAAAAAGGAAUCGAAAAGUUUUUCCCAGUCAAACUUCAUAAGUCAACUCAGAGGAAAUCAGCUACACCCACAACAACCCCAACCAAAGGUGCGAAAACCCCCCAAAAAGACGAUGUCGGAGAAAACAAGUGGGACGAAUUCAUUCCUUUACAUUGGAACGGAUCAACGUUGUUUUACGGCACUAUGCAAAGAGGAGUCCCUCAUCUCAAAAAAUGCAAACAUUGUUGGUCGAGGGCAACAUCAGAGGGCUUUUUGUGUAAUAACCAUUCAACAAACCGAUGUCAAAAUGUCGCCGUUUUGCGUGACAUUAAUGAGAAGACCAUUCAUUAUCAUGCGGCGUUAAGCAUUAUGAGCGUGAAGAAAACAGAAUGGACGUCAGACCUGGUUAAAAUAUCUGCUUACAACAGCAUUCUCGUACAAAAAUACCUCUCGGAUCAUCCUACCGCACAAUUCACUCCUAUCUAUGAAAAAUCUGUUCUUUUCUCCUCUCCGGAACGACUCUCUGUCCAGCAUUCCAUCACAUUGUCAGUCGCGCUCAUCACAUUGUUCAGAAACAUGGAAAAAAUCGAAUCAGAUGCACCCAUCAGACCGCAUGCGUUCCUUCAUGAGCAGUUAGUUAUGUCCAACGCUAAUUUGGCAGUGGUGGAGAAGAUUCUGGAAGAGAAUGGAGUGACUUUCACCGUGGGAUAUGAUGAUGAUGAUAGCAGCUCCCCAUUAAUCAACAAAGAUCGAUAUUGUUCAAAACUACCUAGGGUAUAUUGUGGAGUAGAAUCCAACAACAAAGUCAAUGUUGUCAAUGUCAAUGUCAAUGUCGGAUCAGCAGAAGGAUGUAUUCGAUUUGGUGAAACAAGAUUGCACAAGGAAGGAGGGAUUGGGUCAUGCAGCUCUUGUUCUUGCAGAAAUGAAGGGCCAAUCCUACAAUGGCAUCCUCAUUCAAAGGGACAAUAAGAAAUACGAGAAUGUACAAACUAUUGAGAAAGGGGACAGAGAUUUUGUACAGGCAGUUUUUAAACUUUUAACGGGAAAAUCCCUUACUGUUUUAGUUGAGCAUACCGAUAAUAUGAGUUUUACUGUUGAUAUAUAAAUAAAGGCAUUGCAUUUAUUUGCUUUCAUAUGCCACUCAAGCAUGAGGAAGAAAGUAA
Messenger RNA from Folsomia candida, 2176 nucleotides. RefSeq lists its product as uncharacterized. Gene Ontology annotation, molecular function: adenylylsulfate kinase activity. The coding region runs from base 99 to 1982 and encodes 627 amino acids. Gene Ontology annotation, biological process: sulfate assimilation. Lineage: Eukaryota; Metazoa; Arthropoda; Collembola; Entomobryomorpha; Isotomidae. The transcript is spliced from 6 exons. The record is from RefSeq and is a predicted model, not a curated record.